Balearica regulorum gibbericeps (East African grey crowned-crane) is the source of this 942-nucleotide messenger RNA. Lineage: Eukaryota; Metazoa; Chordata; Aves; Gruiformes; Gruidae. The record is from RefSeq and is a predicted model, not a curated record.
GUUUACGGCCAAGGGUCUGGCCUGGACUGUAGGCACCAUGUCCAGAAAUUAAACUUGCUGCAGGGUGAGGCAGAGGAAGCAAUUGGUCGGACACCCCGGUGCGUAGAAGAAUCUGUAACUGACAGCAAAAAUAUAGCAGCCCAACGUGAAGACAGUUUGGUCCAGCAGGAGGGAAGGGAAGAAGUCAGUCGCUGGAGUAAAUAUCUGGACGAGGACAGUGAAGAUCAGGAAGAUGGGGAGGAGGCAGUUACAGAAAGGCAACAGUUCUGUUCCCAGAGGAAGAAUGCUGUGGAAGAACAAAGGAAACAGCAGAAGAGCUUCCUCUCUAGUGACGUUCAGGAGUAUGCAGAAGAAAAUGGAGUUUUCCAGCUUGCCUACCGAGCCAAAAAGCGCAAGAAAUGUUUAGUGCCUGAUGGAGAUGCUGUUUCUGGAGACAGCAUGGUUCUGGCUGUCAGUGAGUGUGUUGUGCCUGAGAAGAAUACACAAACCCCAGCUGCUUGUACCAAACCUUCAAAGUGGGAAAAAUUUCUCUCAAGUUCUGACAGUUACAGCGAAAAUGCUGCUAGGGUCACCUUGUCACCACAGGAGGGCAGUGGAAGGUUGGGGCUACACAGCACCACUGCAGCAGAUGCUGGUACAGUCAGAACUCCUCUACCUCAAGGUACAGGUUUUGAAUUGAAAAACUGUGUUGCUAGCACUGAACAGCUUGUCUGGAAACUGCCCAGCAGCAGUUGCUCAAUGGAGGAUGUGUUGUUCAAAGAACCUCAAAACCACUUGAUGAGGGCAGGAUGUGGUGUCUUAGAGACCAGUGCCAGAAGGUGCUCUUUGGAGAGCGUGAGGAGGCCAAACGCCCUUGUGAACUGUAACACUGGGCCAAAGCCCAGCAGUGUUUCUCGUGAACAUCUCUUCUGCACAGAUGAGGAAUUUGAUGAUGAUCUCUGA